AUGAUUUGCUUUGACAUAAUUUUUACCUUAAAUAGCUCAGUAAAAAUAUCAGAGUAAAUAUUCAAUGUUGACUAUCUACAUGGCAGAAUUCCUUUUAAUACACUAUCUUCUGUUUUUGGUUGGCAAGGAAUAAUAAUUGGAUUUUUAUAUGGUUUACUAUAUUAAUUUAUAAAUAAAUGCUAAGAAUAUAAUAAUUAUAAUGAACAAACAAUUAAUGAAAAACAGCUGAAGUUUAUUUAUUAAUAGGAAUAGCUUUAACUUUAGCUUCAUUUGAUUAAUGGAACCAUAAUAAAAAAUUGA
This is a messenger RNA of Paramecium pentaurelia, 300 nucleotides long. The record is from the annotation of a GenBank genome assembly. Lineage: Eukaryota; Ciliophora; Oligohymenophorea; Peniculida; Parameciidae.